AUGGAUCUUAGUCUCCUUCCCCUCUACCAUGGCCCCAUCAAAAUCAAACUGAAACCUAGCAACCACGAAUACACGAUCUCUAAAGAUCUGCUUUGCGCAGAGUUGCCGGUGUUCUCAGCAAUGUUCAAAGGUCACUUCCUGGAGUCCCAGACGAUGGAAGUAGAGCUAGAAGAACUGGAAGAUGUCGUCACUUCACAAAGUGUACAAGCACUCAUUCAAUGGCUUUACCUUCGCGUUAUCGAAUUUGACAUUGAAGUUGGAGGCCCCCAGGAUUGCAUUACAGCUGCAGUGGAACUCGCAAGACUCGCGGAUAUGUAUGCGAUUACCAGACUCGAAUUCAAACUGGCAAAAUACAUCAAGAACAUCAUUAUUGAAUGGAAUGACCCUGAGGUCCUCAAUGCUAACCCAACGGCAUAUAUUGACCACAAUACACUAUGUCUGAAAGCUGAGCACAUCAUCUCCGCAACUCACUUGCAUCGAGACCAUCCAGUGCGACAAAUUUUAGCUGGAGCCUGUGCAACAGGGUUUCUCCAGACCUAUCCGAGCAAAUUCCAUGGAUUGAUUCAGGAGUACCCUUCCUUUGGAGCCGAUUUGCUUCUUGAAGUCAGAGCUGCAUUGUGCAGUGGACGUUUCGAAGACCGCAUCAGUGAGGAGGCAUUAGAUCACUCUUUCCGUGGUGCGUAG
Molecule: messenger RNA, 684 nt
Organism: Penicillium malachiteum
Lineage: Eukaryota; Fungi; Ascomycota; Eurotiomycetes; Eurotiales; Aspergillaceae
Exons: 1
Coding region: 1-684 (227 amino acids)
Molecular function (GO): protein binding
Source: RefSeq, a predicted model, not a curated record